Messenger RNA from Tachyglossus aculeatus (Australian echidna), 1159 nucleotides. It is a transcript of the gene APOD, whose product is annotated as apolipoprotein D. The transcript has 5 exons. Gene Ontology annotation, molecular function: cholesterol binding. NCBI's taxonomy places the organism in Eukaryota, Metazoa, Chordata, Mammalia, Monotremata, Tachyglossidae. The record is from RefSeq and is a predicted model, not a curated record. The coding region runs from base 271 to 840 and encodes 189 amino acids. Gene Ontology annotation, biological process: lipid transport; brain development; tissue regeneration.
AGAUUUUUGUAUUUCCUACAGCUCUAAGGUCCUCAGCAGCCUCCACAAACACAGGCUGUAGGAGGUGUGGCUUGUCUGAGUUAAAUAAUGAUGACCCUACAGAGCUUAUAAAAUAGCCCAGGAGGAGCACAUAACCAACAUUGGGUCCUCCACAGUUUAGUGACUUUGGAAAAAAAACUCAGCGACGUCCUUCAUCUGGGUAACUAAGGUCUUCUUGAAGUCUGUCAGUUCAGCAAAAGGUUUGUACCUUGUGAGACUGCUCACCCCAACAUGAAGGUGAUUUUGUUGCUGCUUCCUGGACUAAUUGGUCUCUUCCGGACUACAGAGGGGCAAACAUUUCAUCUUGGACAAUGUCCAGAUCCGCCAGUUCAGAAUAAUUUCAAUAUGAUGAAGUACCUGGGAAAAUGGUAUGAGAUUGAAAAGCUACCGGUGAGCUUCGAGAAGGGAAACUGCAUACAAGCAAACUAUUCCAUGAAAGAAAACGGAAAGAUAAAAGUGAUCAAUCAGGAGAUUCUACCUGACGGGACUGUGAAUCAAGUUGAGGGUGAAGCCACUCAGGCAAACCUCAUAGAGCCUGCCAAACUGGGAGUCAAGUUUUUCUGGUUGAUGCCUUCUGCCCCUUACUGGGUACUGUCCACUGACUAUGACAACUAUUCACUUGUAUAUUCCUGCACUACUUACAUCUGGCUCUUUCACGUGGAUUACGCUUGGAUUCUGGCCAGAAAGCCUCAGCUUCCUCAGACAACGGUGAAAUACCUGAAAAACAUGCUUGCCUCCUACAACAUCGAAACCAAGAAAAUGAUAGCCACGGACCAAGAGAACUGCCCCAAAGUUCUGUAAGGAGACUGCGGCUGGUGGCUUUAGGAGCCUAUAAGCUUUUGCUUCUUAUACCCUGGGCACGAUUUUGUCCUCACGCUAAUCAUGUAAAUGGAAACAGCAGCAAGAUAGCAGAUGGAAUACUUGUCUUUGAGCAAAAGGGGCCUGGCAUCUGACUCCUGGGCCCCUGGCUAGCUUAAUAAAGUCACUGUUGACCUGUGCUGCUAAAGUGGUUAGUAUAGGAUUUCUGUUUCAAGCGCACGCAUUUGAAAGCCAACCUGAAUUAUGUAAAAGCAGCCAAGGCUUCAGCAUUGUUCCAUAAUAAAAUAGCCUAAUUAAAAGA